This is a messenger RNA of Fukomys damarensis (Damara mole-rat), 1072 nucleotides long. It is a transcript of the gene Zkscan4, whose product is annotated as zinc finger with KRAB and SCAN domains 4. Gene Ontology annotation, molecular function: DNA-binding transcription factor activity, RNA polymerase II-specific; RNA polymerase II cis-regulatory region sequence-specific DNA binding. The record is from RefSeq and is a predicted model, not a curated record. The annotation marks the transcript as partial. The transcript has a single exon. Lineage: Eukaryota; Metazoa; Chordata; Mammalia; Rodentia; Bathyergidae. Gene Ontology annotation, cellular component: nucleus. Gene Ontology annotation, biological process: regulation of transcription by RNA polymerase II.
UUGGCCUUUGUUGUUUCAGAUGGUGAAAUACAGGCUAAGAUCAGGGGCUUUUCUCCAGCUGAGGAGCAUCCAGGACAAGAUCCUGGGCAGACUCCCUGCCACCUGGGUGAGGACACUGCCCAAGUUCCUGCUAGUGCUGAAGCUGGUGAAUGGGAAGACAGGUUACAAAGAAAGCAGAAAAAUGCCACAGGGAGCAGGAGGCAUAUUUGUCAUGAAUGUGGAAAGAGUUUUGCUCAACGUUCAGGUCUGACCAAACACAGGAGGAUCCAUACUGGAGAGAAACCCUAUGAGUGUGAGGAAUGUGGGAAGACCUUCAUCAGGAGCUCUGCCCUAGUCAUUCACCAGAGAAUCCACACAGGAGAGAAGCCAUAUGAGUGUGAAGAGUGUGGAAAGGUCUUCAGUCACAGCUCAGACCUUAUGAAACACCAGAGAAUACACAUGGGAGAGAAGCCCUAUGAGUGUGAGGACUGUGGGAAAACCUUCAGCCAGGGUUGUAGCCUCCUUGAACAUCACAGAAUUCAUACUGGGGAGAAGCCAUACCAGUGCACCAUGUGUGGCAAAGCCUUUAGGUGGAGUUCCCAUCUCCAGAGACACCAGAGGAUCCAUGGUGAUAGAAAUGAUGCUGGAAAGUCCUGGAUAGGUAGGGCCAAGAUGGAAAGCCAGUCAGAAAAUGCUGAAACUUCUGUAUCUUAUAAAUGUAAUGAGUGUGAGAGAAGUUUUACUUAAAACAGAAGUCUUAUUGAACAUCAGAAAAUCCACACUGGGAAGAAACCUUAUCAGUGUGAUGCAUGUGGAAAAGGCUUCACCCAAACUUCAUACCUCAUUCAACAUCACAGGAGCCAUGUAGGCAAAAAAAAUUCUGUCACAGUGACCCAUUGGAUGCAUAGCAAAUUUGGUACUCAUUUGUCAUUGUAUUGAAAUCCGCUGGAGCUUUGCUGGCUACAGAAGUUGUCAGUGGGAUUUUGUAGGGAAUGGAAGGGGACAUUACCAGGACCUCUACUAAGGGUCCUGGCCUGUGAGCCACCCACAGCACAAAGCAAAUUCAAGAACAGACAGGAAAUGAGACUUAGAG